AUGGCUAUAUUACCAGGAUACCUGCAAUUGGAGGAUGCUAAGGCCGCACGAAGGGCCGAAGCCGAUAAACUCCGCGUGAAGAAAGGUGACAACGGGAUGCACCCCGGUGAAAAACACUCUCAGAGAAUACCAUAUAAGGGCCUGCCACCGAGAACGCCAGCCAUGGCGGUCGAAACAAGGCCUGCUGACGAGAUUUUCCAUCUUGUCAAAGAUGAAACUUGGUUCCGAGCCCCAUGGAAUUACACCCGCGGUGAUCCCAAACCAGGGAAAAAUGACCAACUAUGCGAAUACCAUAACGCUUAUGGGCACACAACCGCAAACUGCGGACACCUGAUGAACCAGUUGGAGAUAUUGGUAAGGCAAGGUCGACUAGACAGAUUCGUCACUGGACCCCCGAGAGCAAUGAACGGAGAACGGCACAACCGUGACCGGGAUAACCAUAGGCGUGAUGGGGGGGAGAGAAGGAAUGGCCCAGAUGACAGGCGGGAAAGAGAAUUAAGGAAUGAGGCACCAGAACGACCACCCUUCCAGAGGGAAAUUCAUAUGAUCGUUGGAGAAAAUGGUAUACCCACAUCAAACAGAGCGAAGAAACAACUUGUCAGGGCUGUGAGAACAGGACACUUUAACUCUAAGGUCAUGGCUAUCACCAGCGCAGCCAGCGAACCCACCAUAUCCUUCGGCCCGGAAGAUGCCACACCGUUAAUGUACCCCCAUGAUGACGCCUUAGUCUUCUCAACAGACGUGGCUGAAUGCCUGGUCCACCGAGUUUUCGUGGACUCGGGCAGCGCGGUGAACAUUGUGUACUGGAACUGCUGGAAGGCCCUUGGCUCAGAUGUCAAUGUUGAACCAACGAAUGCACCACUCUAUGGAUUCUCAGGAGAGUCAGUAGUACCAAUCGGAAUGGUAGAACUGCCAGUUACCUUGGGACGAUUGCAGGGUUAUAAAACCAGAACAAUCAGAUUCUUGAUCAUAGACGCUCUGAAACCCACGUACAACAUCAUCUUGGGGCGGCCCGCGCUUAACACCUUCAAGGCAGUAGUUUCCACAUUCUACCUCAAAAUGAAGUUCCCGAUAGAUGGUGGAAGAGUUGGGGAGGUGUGGGGGGAUCAAGCUACAUCGAAGCAAUGUCAUGUGCAAACACUAACUCAACAUAAUGAUAGUGUUGGAAACGAUCCCAACACCCGAAAGCAGAAACGAAAGCAAGCAAAAAUCCCGGGGGAACCUAAUGAUCAGAGAAAGGAGAAGAUGGGGAUAGUCACCGCGUCAAACCCCGAACGCAGAGAAAUCAUGGAACUCAGAGAUGGAGUUGAUAAACAACCACUCGUUUCCACGAGUGAUGCAUGCUUGCUCAUUGAACUUUUCCCUGACAAGGAAGGAUACACUACCAGAAUUGGAGCGGGAAUGGCACCAAUCCUGCAAAGGGAAGUUACCGCAUGCCUGCGCAGGAACGCGGAUGUAUUCGCAUUUAACACUUCUGAUCUUAAAGGGAUAAACAGAGAGCUAGCCGAACAUCGUCUUAAUGUGGACCCAAUGGUUAAACCAGUCAGACAGAAAACAAGACACUUUGGCGCGGAGAAGGAUGCAGCUAUUCGGGAACAAGUCCAAGCCCUCCUAGAGGCACGACAUAUCGUGGAAAUCCAAUAUCCCGAAUGGAUAUCUAAUGCAGUCAUGGUAGAAAAGAAGGUCAAGGUGUGGAGAAUGUGUGUGGACUACAGAGACCUCAACGCAGCUUGCCCUAAGGACUGUUACCCGCUCCCUCGAAUAGAUCAAUUGGUGGAUGCUACUUCAGGGUGUGAACUCUUGUCCAUGAUGGACGCAUACCAAGGAUAUCAUCAGGUAAAGAUGCAUCCGGAUGAUGUAGCCAAAACCGCCUUCGCAAUGUGCACAGGAGUCUUCGGGUGGGAAAGCAUGCCCUUCGGCCUCAAGAAUGCAGGGGCCACAUACCAGCGUAUGAUGGACAAAAUUUUCAGGACACAGCUGAGGAGAAAUAUCUUGGUGUAUGUCGACGACAUGUUGGUGCGCAGCAUUAAGGCCAGCUCCCACGUGGCCGAUCUGGAGGAAACCUUCUCAGUAGUCCGCAAGAAUAAACUCUUGCUCAAUCCUACUAAGUGCACCUUCGGGGUGCAGUCAGGAAAGUUCUUGGGUUACAGGGUAACACCGGAGGGGAUCGAAGUUAAUAAUGACAAAGUUAAAGCUAUUCUGAACAUGACCUCACCCAGGAAUGUCAAAGAAAUCAAAACACUCAAUGGGCGAAUUACCGCGUUGAGUCGGUUCAUUUCACGCUCAGCUGAGCGAAGUCUCCCGUUCUUCAAGGUUCUACGGAAAGGAAGUCGGUUUGAAUGGAGUGGUGAGUGCCAAAGAGCCUUCGAAGACCUAAAAGUUUACCUGACCAAACUACCAGUAUUGACAAAGCCCUCUCCGGGGGAACCAUUAUACUUAUACAUCUCCAUGGGAGUUGAAUCUCUGAGCUCAGUGCUGGUCCGGGAGAAGAAUCGGCAACAAAAACCCAUAUACUUUGUAAGCAAGGUCAUCCAGGGUGCGGAGCUGCGCUACACCGAAGUCGAGAAGACCGCAUACACGAUCAUGAUCACGGCCAGAAAGUUAAGGCCAUACUUCUUAUCACACAAGGUCAUUGUGAGGACAAUAAUACCAUUUAGACAAAUCCUGGGACGACCCGAUCUGGCGGGGAAGAUGGUGAAAUGGGCUAUAGAACUGGGGGAGUAUGAGGUCGAGUUCGAGCCGCGCACUGCCAUCAGGGCACAGGCACUAGCGGAUUUUAUUCAAGAGGCAAUACGGUGGCCUAUGAGGGGACCAUGGGUAGCGCAGGUCGAUGGAUCGGUCACCAAAGAAGGGUGUGGGGUGGGAAUCUACAUCACCUCGCCUGAAGGGGAAGUCUAUCAAUUUGCUAUCAAGUUCGAGGAUAAGUUAUCUAAUAACGAAGCUGAAUAUGAGGCAGUGUUGAGAACAGCUCACAUACUCAGGGAGCUCAGAGCCGACAAUGUGGUGAUCAAAACCGACUCUCAAUUGGUGGCACAACAGUUGAAUGGAGGCUACGAGAUAAAAGAAGAAAGAAUGAAGCAGUACUUUAACAAGGUCCAGGAGAUAGGGAAGAAGUUUGAGAAACUCGAAAUACAGCAAGUGCCGAGAGAGGAAAAUCAGCGAGCGGACCUCCUGGCUAGAAUGGCCAGCGCAGUCGAACAAACCUGGAGGGAGGACAUUACCUUGGUAUUCGAACCUAAGAGGGAAAUGGCUGCGCAGGUGUGCAACAUCGAAACUAAGGAUGACUGGAGAACACCCAUCAUAUACUAUCUGAAAAAUGGUAAACGGAUGAAAGAGGAUACUUCGAGAUAUGCAAAAUACGAGAAUUACUGCAUCAUUGGCGAUCAGCUCUAUAAGAGGUCCUUCACACACCCGUUUUUGAAAUGCCUGGCCCCCGAAGAAGCACAAUUUGCCUUAAAGGAGAUCCAUCAAGGGUGCUGCGGUAACCAUGGUGGACAUAGGGAUUUGACAAGAAAGAUAAUCAGAGCAGGAUUCUACUGGCCCGGAAUUAGCAAGGAAUCGAAGGCCUUCGUGCAAAAAUGCGAGGCUUGUCAAAAACAUGCCCCCAAAAUCAAUAUACCAGGGGAAGAAAUGGGGAUCAUGUAUGCAGCGCACCCUUUCGACAAAUGGGGAAUCGACAUCGUGGGCAAACUACCGACUGCCCCGGGGGGUAAAUGCUUUCUUAUAGUUGCCGUAGAUUACUUCUCUAGAUGGAUCGAAGCAGAGACUGUCACCAAAAUUGAUGAUAGCACAAUGGAGAAGUUCAUAUGA
Molecule: messenger RNA, 3810 nt
Organism: Salvia miltiorrhiza (redroot sage)
Lineage: Eukaryota; Viridiplantae; Streptophyta; Magnoliopsida; Lamiales; Lamiaceae
Exons: 2
Coding region: 1-3810 (1269 amino acids)
Biological process (GO): DNA integration
Molecular function (GO): RNA-DNA hybrid ribonuclease activity; nucleic acid binding
Source: RefSeq, a predicted model, not a curated record